AUGGCCGCAGCUUUGAGAACGCACCGCAUUGCAUGCAUCCCAGGAGAUGGGAUUGGUCCUGAAGUCAUUGGUGCAACUCUCAAAGUUCUGGAAACCUUAGAGAGGAGUUUGAAGACUUUCAAACUCGAUUUCACGCAGUUGCCUUGGGGAAGUGAUUAUUAUCGGUCGCAGGGUCGUUACAUGCCCACAGAUGGAAUCCAGCUCCUCAAACAACAUGAUGCAAUUCUUUUUGGAGCUGUUGGAGACAAAGACGUUCCUGACCAUAUCUCAUUAUGGGAGCUUCUUCUUGCAAUACGAGGGCAAAUGCAACUCUACGUCAAUGUACGACCCGUCCGAACCUUGCCCGGUAUUCAACCCUUGAUCGCUACUCCCGUCAAACCUAUCGAUUGGGUCAUUAUUCGUGAAAAUUCCGAGGGCGAAUAUGCAGGCCAAGGCGGGCGUACACAUGUAGGCCAACCUUGGGAAUGUGCUACUGAAGUAGCCAUCUACACCCGGCAUGGAGUUGGGCGAAUCAUGAGAUUUGCCUUUGAGACAGCUCUAUCAAGGCCGCAGAAAAGCCUCAUCGUUGUUACAAAGUCAAACGCAAUGCGGAAUGGGAUGGUAUUGUGGGAUGAGAUAGCUACCGAGAUAUCGAAGGAUUAUCCUAGCGUUACGAUGGAGAAGAUGUUAGUCGACGCAAUGACGGUGCGAAUGGUAAAGAACCCUCAUACCAUUGAUACUAUUGUUGGGACCAAUCUUCAAAUGGAUAUUCUUUCCGACCUUGCAGCUGCACUGGCAGGCUCUAUUGGAAUUGCUUCAUCAAGCAACAUCGACCCUUCGAGACAAAGCCCCAGCUUCUUCGAACCAGUCCAUGGAUCAGCAUUCGACAUUACAGGGAAAGGUGUUGCAAAUCCCCUCGGAGCUAUAUGGUCAGCUACAGAGAUGCUUAGAUGGCUGAAGGAAGAUGAUGCAGCAGACCGAUUGAUGUCAGCUAUUGAGAAGGUUUGCGAGGGCAACAUCCUGACACGGGACUUGGGGGGACAUGCAGGAACACUAGACGUUGCAGAUGCCAUUUCGAAGGAACUUUCACAGUCAAUCUGA
Messenger RNA from Aaosphaeria arxii CBS 175.79, 1080 nucleotides. RefSeq names its product isocitrate/isopropylmalate dehydrogenase. Gene Ontology annotation, molecular function: NAD binding; oxidoreductase activity, acting on the CH-OH group of donors, NAD or NADP as acceptor. The record is from RefSeq and is a predicted model, not a curated record. Lineage: Eukaryota; Fungi; Ascomycota; Dothideomycetes; Pleosporales. The transcript is spliced from 2 exons. Bases 1 to 1080 code for a protein of 359 amino acids.